UUCUCGCGUGCUUUCCCCGAGCUGUCGCCGGCUUCUCAUUCGCUCCACUGUGAGUUUGCCAGAGAUGUCUACGCUGUGUUGUAGUCAAGCUAAAGCUAAGGCUAAGUUGAUGUAGUGGACUAUGCUGAUUUGAUAUAGCUGGCAUUGAAUCGCUAUAUUCAGUUUGACCGACACACUGUUGUGUUAGUUUGGUCUGGAGGGGGGGGGGGGUAGAGAGAGCUUUGACACAGGAACACCUCAUUCGCUUUGUGAAAACGAUGAGCGAGUUUGUCGCAGCACAAAAGAAAAGCCUAUUGUUGACACAACGUUCCUGUUUUGGGGACUUGCAUUCUUUUUGGAUACCAGUGCGUGUGAGUGUCGUUCCUUUUAUAUCGGAUGUGACAGUCGUGGUAACGACCCAGUAAAGCCACCAUGCUGCCUGUCAAGUUGACCUGCCAGCUGAGCGGGAAUGUCCUGAGGAGGAUACACCGCAAGACUUGCUGCUCCCCCCUGUCCUCCCUCUCCGACUGUUUCCUCCACAAGGAGAGAAGGACCAGGGAUGGUCCUCCCCACAGCUCCAGUGGCUUGAUAAGAGUUUAUCAGAAUAACGGGUCUCGACCAUCUGCCAAACUCCAGAGGCAAAAAGGAGGGAGAAGACUGUUCAGCCUGUCGGCUGCGACUGUGGUGAAUUCAGCACCAGCUGCCGUCCAGCCGUACCUCAGACUGAUGAGGCUGGAUAAACCCAUUGGGACAUGGCUGUUGUACCUACCAUGUACCUGGAGCAUCGGUCUGGCUGCAGACCCUGGAUGCCUCCCAGAUCUGGGCAUGCUUACUCUGUUCGGAACAGGGGCUCUGCUGAUGAGAGGAGCAGGCUGCACCAUCAACGACAUGUGGGACAAGGAUUUUGACAAGAAGGUGUCCAGGACAGCAAGUAGACCCAUCGCCUCAGGGGAGAUCUCUCAGAUGCAAGCUCUCAUCUUUCUGGGAGGACAACUCUCCUUGGCAUUAGGGGUUCUGCUGUGCCUCAACUAUUACAGCAUAGCUCUUGGCGCUGCAUCUCUGUCUCUGGUCAUUACCUACCCACUGAUGAAGAGGAUCACCUACUGGCCACAGCUGGUGCUGGGCCUCACGUUCAACUGGGGAGCGCUGCUGGGCUGGUCUGCUGUUACGGGCUCCUGUGACUGGUCUGUGUGCCUCCCACUGUACUUUUCCGGAGUGAUGUGGACACUGAUUUAUGACACUAUCUAUGCACAUCAGGACAAAGAGGAUGAUGUCAAGGUAGGGGUCAAGUCUACGGCUUUGAGGUUUGGGGAGCAGACCAAGCCGUGGCUGAAUGGAUUCUUGGUGGCUAUGAUGUCGGGGCUUGUUGUUGCCGGGGUCAACGCUGAACAGACGCUGCCAUAUUACGCUGCACUGUCCGUCGUGACCAUUCACUUAACGCAUCAGAUUUACACACUGGACAUCAACAGGCCAGAGGACUGCUGGAGGAAGUUUGUGUCUAACAGAAACCUCGGACUGCUGUUGUUUCUGGGCAUCGUCACCGGGAAUUUGUGGAGACAGAGGAGAGAGAUUUUACUUCAGAACGAGGAACUCUAAAGUGUCCAGCUAAGACAACAGUUGAUCUUUUGGAGGAUAAUGAUUAUAUUUAUUUCAUGUACAUCAAAUACUACUGUGAUAUAAUAUGGUGUAUUAUAUGGUGUACCUCUUGAGUUUUUAUUCUAAAUAAAGCUGAACCACA
This is a messenger RNA of Lampris incognitus (smalleye Pacific opah), 1717 nucleotides long. RefSeq names its product coenzyme Q2 4-hydroxybenzoate polyprenyltransferase (gene coq2). The coding region runs from base 412 to 1575 and encodes 387 amino acids. The transcript has 7 exons. The record is from RefSeq and is a predicted model, not a curated record. Gene Ontology annotation, biological process: ubiquinone biosynthetic process. Gene Ontology annotation, cellular component: mitochondrial inner membrane. NCBI's taxonomy places the organism in Eukaryota, Metazoa, Chordata, Actinopteri, Lampriformes, Lampridae.